UUUAAUGUGCAUGCAUUUGGAAAUGUGUGUUUGUUUGAUUGCCAACAAGUUUAUAAACUUCUAUGGACAGUAAUAUUGUAACACUAAUUGACAUCAUCGGCUGAUGAAAAUAAAAAAAUGACACAGGUCUGACUGAUUUAUUUCGUGAUGACCAGCGUAUGAUAGUGAUGAAUUAAGAUGUGUUUGCACGUCAUCUUGCCUAUCCCUGGAUUUAUCUGCCGCUGAUCUACUGGUCGCAAGUGAAAAAUAAAUUAACAGUUAUACCAACGUCUUAGACUCUCAACAAGGUUGCUUGCGAGAUCUGCAGGAGAAUGAGUUCAAAACAAAAAGCAAAGCCUUCAAGACGGUUAAAAUCACCAAAACAGACAGGGAAAUCAAAGAAAGGACAAAAUCAGACUGUUCUGUCUAUGUUUAAGAAUGCCAAGACUGUUUCAAAGCCAGGGGAUAAGAGGAAAUCAAGUGAUGGAAAGGAAGUUGUAGUACUGAGUGAUCACGAGGAUGAUGAUUUUGCCACUGUGAAAGUACAAUCAAAAUCCAAAUAUUUUAAAAGCAGAAUUACCAAUGAAGAUGAUCCUCUUGAAGCUGGUACAGGCAUGGAGGAUGCUGUGUCCAGUAAUGAUGGACCACCUCAGCAGCCAUCAACUUCUAGAAGGCUAAGUCUACGACUACGGUCUGCCAGUAAAAGAAGUCUGUCAGAUGUCGGUGACCUCCAGCGAAUCAAUUUGGAAAAAGAUAACGAACCUCCAAAGGAUAUCUUAGGUUCAUCUCAAAAAGAAAAUGAAACAAGUCCUCCUGCUGAACCUGUUGGUCUUAUAAGGCGAAAGGAGGAUGGUGAAAUUGUAACAAAACAAAUAACAGCCUCGAAAGAAUCGGACAGUCUUCAAACCCACAAUGCUCUUUCAAGUAGUAUUCAAGGAUCUGAUAUAAAGUUAAGUCCAUCCAAAAAACUUUCUUUGAUGAAAAGAUCAACGGUGAGUGGGGGAAACUGUGUUCCUAAGGAGGAGAAAAAAACCAAUAGACGAUCACUGUCAUUACGACAAAACACCUCCACAAACCCAGUAAUAGACUUAAGAUAUGAGUCUACUGGUAGUUCAGCCUCCAUCACUGAUGAUGGCAGUGAUGAUGACUUUGUUGAUUCGACAAAGAAAAGAAAAUUAAGCCUUCCUCCUUUGAAAAAAUCAAAUUCAACAAAUAUUCAGUCACAGCAGAAACUGAAGAUGAAAGAGUCUGUGUCUAACCAAUGUAACAGUUCUGAUAUGUCUGAAGUGAAGGCAAAAUUUGUUUCAAGCAAUUCCAGAGAAAAUUCUAAAAUGUUGUGGAACAAACUGUUCCAGAGUAAAAAGAAGGUAGAGGAGAAACUUCAGGUUGAAAAAUCAUGUGAUAAAAACUCAACUGUUGAAAAAGUACACAGUGAAAAGACAGCCAAUUUAACCGGUGAUGGAACAGUGUCUGAAGGUCAGCAUCUGGGAACAGAGCACCCACUAUCCAGGGAGCAGCAGGCACAGGGAGAUGGAGCUGGUGUGCUGGAGAAAGAUGAAGAAGAUGACAGGACAGGAACCAGUGAGAAGACAGUAGAAGAUCCUACGGCUGACACAGAGGACACAGAAGACAAGGGAGAGGGGAAGUAUCGGGUGCCGUACUAUCUGGACAACUUCCGCACGGUCCUCACUGCGGUGCUGGCUGAUGAAGACAACUGCAGGCUGUUGGACGAUGUUGACAACAACUGCAUCAAGACAUUCAAUACAUUAUCAGAGUCAGGCCAGAAGCUGUAUGUUCGACUUUUCUCAAGGAAACUGUCAUGGUUGCCAGUGGGUAAGAUCUCGUACCCGGAGAUCGGCAAUGAUCUGACCACAGUCCUGCAGGAGUUAGUGGAUGCUGGGAUGGCCAUGUCCGAAUCUAGCCUUGAUGACCUUGAACAGACUCUGAAGGUCAUGUCUGCUGGCGACCUGAAGACUUUGGCCAAAUCAUUCCACAUCAAUGGGGCAGGUCUGACCAAGCCACAGACAUGCGAUGCUCUGCUAAAGAAGAGCAAACAGAGCACAGUGACGUCCAUGUUCGGGGGAGGAGGGAAAGGGGCAGGUGCAGCCAUGCUGGGAAGAGCCAAGAAGCUGCUAGGUCGGUCAUUCCGCCUACUGGAUGGUCCCCGACGGGUGUUUGUGAGGUUGCUGAUGUUGUUCUCGGUCAUCCACUCGUGGCUGGAGGAGGACCAGGGCAGCGGUGGCCAGACACAGCUUUACCACAUGCUGCUGGUCAACAUGGGGAAGGUAGUGUAUCCCCAGUUCAAGGUCAACAAGCAGACGUCUCUCAUCAGGGACCGGGAGGGGCUGCUGAGGUUUGAGCGAGCUAUGCAGUGUGACAACGACCUGUCUGGAUGUGUGGAUAAGAACAACUGGGCUGGGGCAUACAGCCAUUACCUGGAGGCCAGGGAGGAUUACCUGGCAUUGAUGAAGAACAAGCAGCUGGUCAGUUUUGACAAGUCGCUGCCCUUCUACCUGCGGUCCUGCACAGCUGGGUCUGUCCUGACUAAAGUCCUGAACCAGGGUAUCGAGAUUGUGCAGCGCAGGAAGGACUACCCCGCCGCAGUGGCACUCAUAGAGGAGCUGCUGGGACAAGACGUGUACUGUAACGACUACCGGGGGUACUGGUGGGAGAGACUCGCCCUCAACCUGGAGGUCCAUCUCAAGAAACCUCAGCAGGCCCUAGAGGCAAUAUCUAAGGGGCUUGCUGACCCUUGUGUCAAGGUCGGACAUCGCCUGGCCUUGUACCUUAGAGCAGAGAAACUCUGUACUGGACCCAAUUCCAAAUACAGGCACCGGAUGAAGAAAUUCUCACAUGAUGAAGUCAUAGAGGCACCAAAGCAAACUCUAGAAGGGCGGGUGUUGCCUCAUUCCAUCCCUGGGCUCAAGUUAAGCUUUAUGACGGAGGACUCGUACGUCGAUGGCAACUCUGAGGAUGUGACGGUCUGCGCGGUGGAGGAACUGGUCCUCGGCCACUACAAGAACCACGGGUACCCUGAAGGUCUCCAUGCCGAGGGCUCCAUCAUCAGCAACCUGUUCAACCUCUACUUCUGGGAUGUUGUCUUCAUGGACGUCCCUGAUGCCUUCCACAGCCCAUACCAGACUCAGCCCCUGGACUUCCACAGCAACUUCUUCUACACCAGGCGACAGGAGGCCAUCGACACCCGUCUACAGGAACUGGAGGAGGCAACUGAGGAGGCUCUACAUGACAUGAUGGCAGCUACCUGGAAUGACCACAAUGGAGAGAUGUGUGCAGGCCUCAACUGGGAGAGAUUCAAGAGUCUGGAACAUGCUCAGGGGCUGGUGAGCUGUAUUGGAGGGAAGAAGUUGGCAGGGAUGAUGAGGCGGUAUGCCAUGGAGCCUCGACAUACACGCAGCGGCUUCCCCGACCUCACUCUGUGGAACACAGAUACUAAAACAUUCAAGAUCUGUGAGGUCAAAGGCCCAGGGGAUCGUCUGUCACACAAACAGAUUCUGUGGCUGGAUGCCCUGCUCAAACUGGGAGUGGAUGCUGAGGUCUGCUAUGUUAAAGCUGUUGGUGCCAAGAAACUGAAACCUGUGGCCAGUACUUCCACCUCCUGAUAUUUCUACAGAGGUUGGAUGUCUGACAUGGACAGUGGUCUCACCAUUCCAGUUCACUUCAUUAUCUACAAGUCAACAAUGACAGACCUCUGAAGCAGAAGACUUAAACUGGCAUUAAGUGUUGAAGUGGCAUUAUUUAUAUACAGGAGGGUUUAGCUUGGUAUGUUACAGAUUUUGAAUGGAAGAUUACAGACUUUAGUGUAAAGUGCUGAGGAAUGGGUAGGUGUUGAACGACAAAGUCCUUGAAAUCAACUAUAUAUGAUAGGAUAUGAUGAAAA
Molecule: messenger RNA, 3877 nt
Organism: Haliotis rubra (blacklip abalone)
Lineage: Eukaryota; Metazoa; Mollusca; Gastropoda; Lepetellida; Haliotidae
Product: fanconi-associated nuclease 1-like
Exons: 16
Coding region: 312-3599 (1095 amino acids)
Biological process (GO): interstrand cross-link repair
Cellular component (GO): nucleus
Molecular function (GO): 5'-3' exonuclease activity; flap-structured DNA binding; 5'-flap endonuclease activity
Source: RefSeq, a predicted model, not a curated record